AUGAAAUACCCCAGCCAUGUGUUCGAGUCAAGAGAGCCGAUCAAGUACCUCGACGUCGAGAGCACCAAGCCGAUUUGGGUGGACACAUUGCGAUUGAUUUGGACGCAUCACGACUUUCGGACUUAUACGGGUCUAUUGUCGCUCAUGCAGAUCAGCACGAGGGAGAAGGAUUGGAUUGUGGACACUUUGGUGCCGUGGAGGCACAGGUUGGAGGUGCUGAAUGAGGUUUUUGCUGACCCGGGGAUUGUGAAGGUUUUCCAUGGGGCGUUUAUGGAUGUGGUGUGGCUGCAGAGGGACUUGGGGGUGUACGUGGUGGGGUUGUUUGACACGCAUCAUGCGUCGACUGUGUUGGGGUAUGGGGGGGGGAGUUUGGCGUUUUUGCUGAAGAAGUUUGUGGGGUUUGAGGCGGAUAAGAGGUGGCAGCUGGCUGAUUGGAGGAUUAGGCCGUUGCCGGCGGAGAUGCUGUAUUAUGCCCGGGCUGAUACGCAUUACUUGCUUUAUGUCUACGACAUGAUCCGGAAUGAUCUUGCUGCCGCGGCGCACACUGUCCAUCCGGAUGGGAAGCCGAUUGAGCGGGUGAUUGCCAAGUCCAAGAAGACUGCUUUGUCUAGGUACGAGAACCCUGCUUUUGACGAGGAGACUGGGCUGGGGGAUCGGGGGUGGUAUAACUACCUUGCGAGGUCGAGUUAUGUCUACAACAAGGAGGAGUUUGCGGUUUUUAGGGCGUUGUGGAACUGGAGGGAUAAGACGGCAAGGGAAGAGGACGAGAGCACGGGGUUUGUGAUGAAGGAGCAUGUCAUGGCGGAGAUUGUGAGGGUUAUGCCUAGUGACAAGAAGGCCCUUUGGAGCUUGCUGGAUGGGCACGCGAGGAAUUUGAAGGGAAGGCUGGACGAGUUGUUUGGGGUUGUGCAGGAGGGGAGGGAGAAGGGGCUUGCCGGGGGGGUGAGUUUGUUGCAGUUUCUUAGUGGGGGGAGUGGUUUGGCGCAGGCGCAGGUUGUGCCCAAGGUGCAGAAGGAGGAGGCGGUGGAUAUUAAGGAGUUGAGGAGUGAGAAGUCGCAGUUGUGGGGGAGUGUGCCGUUGAGUUCGGCUUGGGAGGAUAAGGGGGCGAAGAAGGAGGGUGAGGAUGAUGAGGUGCUGGAGCUUCCUCUUUACUAUAGCGCUGCGCAAGAGGAGGAGGAGGUUGGGGGUGGUGAUGUGGAGGAGAGGGUUCCAGUGCUCAAGUCUGCUGCUGAGGUUUAUGGUCAGGAGGAGCAGGAGCAGGAGAAUCAGGAGUUUACACUCAAGACGGGGAGAAAGCGCAAGGCGAGCGAGGCGGAUGUGUACUCUGGUCCGGAGGAGCAAGUGGAGGAUGAGGAAGAUGUUGAGGAGGAUGUGGAAAUGGAGGAUGCCACCACCCCUGCAGAUGGUGAACAAGAAGAUGACUCGGAAGAGGGUGAUGUCGAGGCGGCGAAGAAGACUGCUAAGCAGGAGAAGAAACUCAGAAGGAAGGCUGCUAAGAAGGCUAAGCGGGAGGCGGCUGCACAGGAGCAGGCUGAAGAGGGGGAGGAAAAGGAAGCGGAAGUGGAUGAGGAGGCGAGGAGGGAGGCGAAGAGGGCCGAGCGGAAGGCUAGGAAGGCUGCUAAGAGGGCUGCCAAGGCACAGGAGCAACAGCAGGAGGAAGAGGAGGUGGUGGUGGAGGAGGAGGAGGCGUUUGAUUACAGCAAGGCUGCUUCUGUGCUCAAGGCUGACGGGGGGGCGAGGUCGGAGUUUGAUGACAAGAGGAAGGGGAAGAAGGGGAAGAAGGAGAAGGUCUUUGAUCCGUAUGCUGCGAAGACGGGGUCGGAUUUGAAGGGGGUGAGGAAUAGGAAUUAUGAGAGGGCGGGGAGGUCGGCUACUUUUAGGAAGUGA
Molecule: messenger RNA, 1887 nt
Organism: Podospora anserina S mat+
Lineage: Eukaryota; Fungi; Ascomycota; Sordariomycetes; Sordariales; Podosporaceae
Exons: 3
Coding region: 1-1887 (628 amino acids)
Biological process (GO): TRAMP-dependent tRNA surveillance pathway; histone mRNA catabolic process; exonucleolytic trimming to generate mature 3'-end of 5.8S rRNA from tricistronic rRNA transcript (SSU-rRNA, 5.8S rRNA, LSU-rRNA)
Cellular component (GO): nuclear exosome (RNase complex); nucleolus
Molecular function (GO): nucleic acid binding; 3'-5'-RNA exonuclease activity; nucleotide binding
Source: RefSeq, a predicted model, not a curated record